Messenger RNA from Apis dorsata (giant honeybee), 2781 nucleotides. Its product is annotated as serine/threonine-protein phosphatase PP1-beta catalytic subunit. Gene Ontology annotation, molecular function: protein serine/threonine phosphatase activity. NCBI's taxonomy places the organism in Eukaryota, Metazoa, Arthropoda, Insecta, Hymenoptera, Apidae. The coding region runs from base 34 to 1080 and encodes 348 amino acids. The transcript is spliced from 7 exons. The record is from RefSeq and is a predicted model, not a curated record. Gene Ontology annotation, cellular component: cytoplasm; nucleus.
AACAUCAGGUUAGUCAGUCAGUGGCAAGAAAAAAUGGCGGAUGUCGAGUUGAACGUCGACAACCUGAUACAAAGAUUGUUGGAAGUAUACCACACGCAGAAAGACCAGGUUCAGAAGAAAGCCAAGCUAAAAGAUAUUUUCUCGUCGGAUUUUGUCGUCAGAGGAUGCCGACCAGGAAAGACCGUCUUAAUGUCGGAGGGAGAGGUGCGUGGCCUUUGUCUCAAGUCACGGGAAAUUUUCCUUCAACAACCGAUCCUGCUCGAAUUGGAGGCGCCACUUAAGAUCUGCGGUGAUAUUCACGGCCAAUACACUGACUUGUUACGGCUAUUUGAAUAUGGCGAGGCGAACUACUUAUUUCUUGGUGAUUACGUAGACAGGGGCAAACAAUCGUUAGAGACGAUAUGCUUGUUGCUUGCCUACAAGAUCAAAUAUCCGGAGAAUUUCUUCCUAUUGCGAGGCAAUCACGAAUGCGCAAGCAUAAACAGGAUAUACGGGUUCUACGACGAGUGCAAGAGGCGGUACAACAUUAAACUAUGGAAAACGUUCACCGAUUGCUUCAAUUGUCUUCCAAUCGCCGCGAUCAUCGAUGAGAAGAUAUUUUGCUGUCAUGGAGGUCUCAGUCCAGAUCUUCAGAAUAUGGAACAAAUCAAAAGAAUUAUGCGUCCGACAGAUGUACCUGAUACUGGCCUUCUCUGUGAUUUGUUAUGGUCAGAUCCAGAUAAAGAAGUCCAGGGAUGGGGUGAAAAUGAUAGAGGUGUAUCUUUCACAUUUGGUCCAGAUGUAGUAUCGAAGUUCUUAAAUCGUCAUGAUAUGGAUUUAAUAUGUAGAGCACAUCAAGUAGUCGAAGAUGGCUAUGAAUUUUUUGCGAAAAGACAGUUAGUUACCUUGUUUUCUGCGCCAAAUUAUUGCGGAGAAUUCGAUAAUGCUGGAGGAAUGAUGAGCGUCGACGAAACUCUAAUGUGCAGUUUUCAGAUUUUGAAACCAUCAGAAAAGAAAGCUAAAUAUCAGUACUUAAGUUUGAACACGGGUCAAGCCACUAGACCAUCUACACCACAAAGGAAUCCAGCCAAAAAGAAAUGACAGCCUUGUACUCGGUUUUUCCUUCAGUUAAGGAAGCUCGUCGAUAAGGCGACAAAAUUUUUGUUAAGGCGCGAACAUUAAGAGCAUAACAUUGUAUGAUAUGUUCUAUCACUAACUAGCGGUUAUGCCAAACAGAUGCAUAGCAAAGAAAAAAAACAAAAAAACAAAAAAAAAAAAAAACAAAAAAAUAAAAAAACAAAAGGAAUGAAUGAGACACGUAGUGAUAUUUGAUCGUCGAGAAUUUUUUGUGAUCGUUAAAGACUUUAAAAAAAGCAGGUUUAAUUUUUUCCUUCGAGUAUAAUUUCAAUCUAGCAUUUUAAGUAAUUAUUAUGUUGACUGAUUAGUAAUUAAAAAUAAUCGAUAGACGGCUCCCGAGUGCUUGUUAUGAAAAGUUUAAAAACAAACAAAAACAAAAAAAAAAGAAGUAAUUCUGACUUUGUUAAUGCUUUUCCAUAAGUAUUACUUUCAUGUUUUAGAAUAAAGUAUCAAGAGAAAUUAUCUCUUCCUUGACUUACAUCUUAAUAUGAUAAUUAAUAUAGAUAUUAAAAAAAAAAAACUUUUGUUUCACAUACAUUUCAUUUGAAUCAAGGAUCACUUCCGUGUUCUCAAAAUUAUUUAUAUGUAUCUUCUAAAUAUGAGUGGUCCUUUAAUUGCCAUUAGUAUUUAAAAGGAAUUCAAAUUAUCAUUUUCAUUUUAACUAUUUAUUGCUUCCAUGUUUAAUGUUCAGUGUAAUUAUUAGAUACAUUGCUGAUUACUCUUAAUAUCUUAAUAAUAUCAUUGCCAUUGCUUUGCAACUGAUUUAAUUAUUAUUGUUUAAUGAAAUGCGCUAUAUCAUGUACAUAGAUAUUCUUUCAUUUCACUUCAUAUUUUUUUCUAUUUUAUUUUUUUCUUUAAUCAUUAAAUCAUAUCUCUAAGCACGUUUGAAUACUUUAAUUUCUAGUAUUCGCACGUUUAAGAUAUGUUGUAGGAAUAUUAGAUUGUUAAUUCUCUAAAAACAAAAAAUAAGAGAAAAAAAAUAGAGAAUCAAUAUUUUUAAGAUGAUGAUUCUAUGCAGAUUAUUAUUACUGCAUUUAUUUGAAGGACAUAUACUCGAAAGAAAUAAAUGGGUAUUAAACAUUAUUUCAGAUGCAAAAUAUACUUAUUACAAAGUUGUAUUUAAGAAAAAGAAUCUCAAUCAUUGAGAGAUUUUAAUCUUGCGAUAAAAUAGGUAUAUAAAAGUAUAUGUAUUAAAUCGAUCUACGAAGUACCAAAUUAUUAAAAUGUAAAUCAUAUUUGUUAACGGAUAAAAAAGGAAAGUCCUCGGAUUUUGUCAUUUCUAUUUCACUUUCAGAUGUUUUGAACUUUAUUUCUUCAAAUAUAACUCGAUUUUUAGAUAUAUAAUUAAUUAACUGAUAUAAAAUAUAUUAUACAUUUAAUUCUACUUAUUAAGUAUUUAAAUAACAUAACAAUUAUAUGAUAUUUCAUUUUUAUUCGUACUUUAUAAAAUAUUAACUUUUUUUUUAAUUGUUUUAAGAAAAACUUUUUUUGCAUUAAUUACUUAAUAAUUAUCUGUUAAGUUGUGCAAUAUAAAAAAUAGUUUUUACAUAAAUGAAAAUCUAGAAAAAAUAUCAAAAACGAUUUGAUAUCGACGUGUAUAAGAGAUAAGUAAGAAUAUUUACCAAAAAUACAUGAAAAAUAAAAGAAUAAAUUAUUUGAAAAAAA